Messenger RNA from Peromyscus maniculatus bairdii (prairie deer mouse), 2549 nucleotides. NCBI's taxonomy places the organism in Eukaryota, Metazoa, Chordata, Mammalia, Rodentia, Cricetidae. The record is from RefSeq and is a predicted model, not a curated record.
GGAUCCACUGUGUUUGAGCUCUUCUGAGCAAGGUGUAAUUGUCAGCCUCAGCCCUCGAAGGGACAUGACACGUUCUCAGUGGUGACUAGCUUUCUGCUGUAAUGCUACUCAGAUGUAGGGUGGGCGUGAGGCUCGGCACGUCCUUCUGACCUUGUCACCAACCCCAGGAAUCUACCGUACUUCUUUACUAGCUCAGGACCUUGUAUGUGGUAGAUGCUUAAGAAGCAUUUGCUAAAGGACUGAUUUGAAAACUGAUUCAUAAUGACACAGUGCAUUCCAAAGAACACAGGAAAACUUGGCUCUCUGUGGGGAGUUGGAUGUGUAAAUGACGAGAGCGCAUGGACUGUAAAUUGCAAAAGGGUGCUCAGAGAACAGAGUCACUGGUGUGGCCGGGACAAGAAGGUUUCCCAGAGGACGGAGGUGAAGAUGGACUCUCUGAGAGCUUCCAGCUUCUGCAAAUGGAUGUGGGGUACGAGCACCAAGAGGAAGAGGCCUGCCCUGCAAACAGUGCGACAUGGUGCUCGAAAAAUGUGCAGAGAAAACAGAGACACUGGGAAAGGAUAGUCUCCUCGAAGAAGAGCAAAAGGAAACAGGAAAAAGAAAGAAGAAAAGUCAAACGUGCAGAACACCCAGGCACCUGCCCCCAGCACAGCAAACGCUUUUUGAAAGCCUUAACCAAAGACAGACUUUUGGAAGCCAAACACUCAGGACCAAGACUGUGUGUUGACUUGAGCAUGACCCACCACAUGUCAAAGAAGGAAUUGAGCAGGCUGGCGGGACAGAUUCGAAGGUUGUAUGGUUCAAACAAAAAAGCCAGCAGGCCCUUUUGGAUCUACCUCACUGGAUUCUCAACUGACAGUCCCCUCUAUGAAGAGUGUUUGAGGAUGAAUGAUGGAUUUUCUGCAUACUUGCUAGAUGUAACAGAAGAAGACUGCUUUAGUUUAUUUCCUCUGGAGACCCUUGUGUACCUGACUCCCGACUCAGAACAGGCCCUUGAAGACAUUGAUCAAAACACAGUUUAUAUCAUUGGUGGACUUGUAGAUGAAAGCAUUCAGAAGAAGGUGACAUUUCAAAAAGCUCGAGACUGCGCUGUGAAGACAGCCCGCUUGCCGAUCCAGGAGUACAUGGUCAGGCGUCAGAAUGAGAAAAACUACCAUUCAGAAGUGCUGGCCAUCAACCAAGUGUUUGAUAUCCUGUCCACUUACUUUGAGACUCACAGCUGGCCUGAAGCAUUGAAGAAAGGAGUUUCUCCAGGAAAAGGCUACAUUCUUCGGAAUGCAAUGGAAUGAUGGGCAGUCCAAGAUUCCAGCUGUAGUGCGUAAAGGACCAAAGGUGUCUUGACAAAGGACAGGGCCAAGGGUGGCAGUGGCACUUGCCCUUACAUGCUACUGUGGAUCUUUGAAUGCCUUUAAUGGCAAGGACAUUUUAGGCUUUGUGUCACCUACAAUGCCUGGCUCUCUGGAAAUACCCUGAUAAAACAGAAUAUUGUUUUAAAAAAAAAGUUUAUGUAUUAAGGAAUUGUCAAGUACAUGGCAUUUUGGAUCUAGUCCAUAUUUUGUACAUUUAUCUACUUAUGAAAGUCUACUUUUAGAGCUGUUUGUCAAAUUCUCACAGAACUUCAUAAAUUCCUUUCCUCUCACCUGUGAAUGUGCCGAUUUUUCACCAGCUCAGGCAGAUGCUGCAUAUAAGCUUUGCUGUCUUAGCCUAACCUGGCCUGGCCUACUUUAAGCCUUUAGAGUACAUGGUUCUUUCCUGUGGCUCUCUCUUCCUCUCGUUCUGAUUAUGGUCAUGGAGGGUUCCUCUCUUCUAGUCUAUAUAUAAAGUUUUGUGUAUCCUUCUGAACCUCAUACAAACCAAGUGCUUUGUACACAUAUGUACCCAGAUCUAAUCAAAAAGGAAGUUAUUAUUGAUAAAUCCAGCAUAAAGCAGCAGGAAAGAAUGCUGCAUUCAGACACACAAGCACACUAGUCUACCAUCUGUUACAGACAGAAGUCUUCUCAUGUUCAGAGAUAGCUGUUACUUCUCCUAUUUGGGGUUAACUUGAAGGGUAAGCUGCUAGCAAAUUCAGAUGUUUUCUGUAUCUCAAAAGAACCAAAGGUUACCUCUCAGCCUACUUCCUUCUCCUUUCCCAUUGAAUCCCUUGGGGACUAUCCCUUGAUAAAUUCUAUGUUCUUAUUAAAAAAUAGGCUAGGCCUCAGAAAACCCCUUAAGGAUUUCAGCAUACUGGAUGGUUCUCAUACUGGAUGGGACUUGGCCACGUAGGCUUCAGGGGUGCAUAACUUUCAGAGACCUGUAAACCCAGAACCACUGAACUUUUAUCACUUGACAGUGUACAUUUGUAUCUCUCGAGGCUUUAACAUAACAUAAAUAGCAUGGAAUUUCCUCUCCGAGUCAAGUCCAAACCCCUCCUCUUUAUCCAAAACCUGAGCACGUAGUUCUGUUUACGAUUAUGGGAAAUGAUGUUAGCUUAAUAACAUUUGGCCAGACUAGGAUCAGAAAUCCUCAUCAUACUGUUAAGAAAAAAAAAAAAAAAAAAACUAAAAACGUAA